AUUGAAUGUACUGAGCGACCAUUAAAUUUUUUUCAUAACCAAAUUAUUCUCAAAAUAGGAGAGGAUGAGUCAGAAGUAUUCGAAACUGUUUUCCCAAAGGUUUAUCGUCGAACAAUAACUAAACUUCACUUCGAAGUCCCUGCCCUAAUUAAGAUAUUCAAAGACUACAUGGAUACAAAAAAACAAAAUUGCAUAAUGUGUCCCGAAACAAUGUUAACUUCAGUUCAAGAAGUCUAUAGAGAUUACUUCAGUAGAUACAGAAUAUUUCGAGCAAAAAUAUCUCGGAGCAUAUUAAUCGAUAUCCCUGACGAAGUUGAACAAAACCUACUAAUUGAACAAACCCAUGAAACUUCACAUCGGGGAAUCAAAGAAAAUCAAGCAGAAAUUCUGAGAAGGUAUUAUUUUCCCAGAAUGAAAGCAAAAAUUAGAAAAUAUGUGCUUUUGUGUGAGACGUGUAACAAAAUGAAAUACGAAAGGAAGCCCUAUCGCAUCCGACUAGGGGAGACGCCUAUUCCUAAGAAACCAUUGGAAAUUGUCCAUAUGGACGUUUUCAUAUCACAGCCGUGUAUAUUUCUCUCAGCUGUCGAUAAAUUCUCAAGGUUUGGAACUUUAAUCCCUGUUAAAUCCAGGUCUAUUCCGGAUAUAAGAAGAGCGCUUAUCAAAUACCUGUCACUUUAUGGGCAACCAGGUUUAAUCGUUUCCGAUAAUGAACCAGCCUUAAAAUCAAUUGAAGUUCGUGGAAUGCUAAAUGACUUGAACAUCCAACAGUAUUUCACACCAGUGAAUAAUAGCGAGACAAAUGGUAUAGUUGAACGUUUUCAUUCAACUUUGAUCGAAAUCUUUCGGUGUAAUAGGCCGAAGUAUGACUAUCUCUCUCUUAAAGAAAUGUUCCAACUAGCCUGCACGCUGUACAAUAAUGCUAUCCAUUCGUCUAUCAAUUUGAAACCACGUGAAGCAUUUUUUGGAGUCAAAGACGGAGAGGAGAGACCUCUCGACCAAAUUGAGUUAAUAAGAGUCCGUAAUGAAUUUUAUGAUAAAAUUACUGCCACUAACAAAGAAACACAGGUUAAACAGCACAUGUAUCACAAUGCUACAAGAGAAGACCCACCAGUUCUCGAAGAAGAUCAACCUAUUCUCGUUAAGUGCCAAGGUAUCAAAUCGAAACGGAGGGAUCGAUUCGAACUGAAAAUUGUAGAUAACGAUGGACACCAAACGCUCCACGACCAGGACGGGAAAAAGAUUCAUAAAUCAAACCUACACCGGAUUAGGAAUUAAUAUUCUCUAUUCUUCUUUUCAGACAUUGAAACCGCAAACCAGUUACGAUAUACCGUUCUCACUCUAUAUCAUACAACUGGCUAACAUAAAAGAUGAAAAGAUAUCACACAGAUCAUCUCACUUCAAUGGUAGACAAACCUAACUCUCUGGAACGGAAUAAUAAUAAUAAAAAAAAAAAUGUUUGUGCCCUAUAAUAAAACCUUCUCCUCUUACCAUUUUAGGUUAAAAAGUAAACUUUCCAUUGGCAGCUUGCCACCCUACGUCUAAGUACUUUUACACGUCUGUUACAUCGAGCCUAAUACAACUCUCACCUUCAGGAAAAUGCUACGAAGCUUACUGAAAACAUGGUUCCUCUUGUCGAUUCCAGUAUACUGUAGUUCAGAAUUAGAUAUUGUUAACCUUCAUAAUAACCCAAUCGUUCUUAUCAAACAAAACAACUGUAAAUUACAAACCGGAACCAUUAAAAUUAUUCAUCCAAUCAAUCUACAUCAAAUCGAAGAGAGCAUAGAACUACUGACUACAAAAUUUUAUACACAACUAACCCCAACUAACCCAAUGAACGAGGUUGUUAAAUAUCGGAUCAAGAAGCUGUAUUCAUCCCUCUACGCGUUGAAACCGCAACAAGCGCAUCGACACAAGAGAUGGGACUCAUUAGGCGCUGCGUGGAAGUGGAUUGCCGGAUCGCCCGAUGCACAAGAUCUACAGAUCAUUAACUCUACAAUGAAUGAUAUCAUCGAUCAAAAUAACCAGCAAUACAGAGUUAACGAAAACAUCAACAACCGGAUUUCGAAACUAACGCAAGCAAUCAAUCAAAUAGCCAGCGCUCUAAACCCCCAGAAUGGAUUGGACGUUAUGCAAGCAAUUACCACAAUGUUGAACAUGGACGUCAUUAAUGAACUCCUCGACAAUAUCCAGGAAGCAAUCACCCUCAGCAGAAUUUCCGUUAUUAACAACAAAAUUUUAUCAACACGAGAAAUAAACGUGAUCAAAACCGCUCUUCAAGACCAAGGAGUGAAGAUAAAUUUUCCGGACGAAGCCCUACAGUUUGUUACUCCAAAAAUUGCCGUGAAAGAAGGAGACUUGUUGUACAUACUCCAUGUUCCAGAAUUGGAAAACGCAACAUCUACAAUUGUGAGGAUAUACCCGCUGAUCGUAAAUAAUCAAAUGAUAAAAUCGUACCCAAGCCACAUUAUACGGCGUGGGCCAAAACUUUUCGAAACAGAUAAGCCCGAAGACUUCGUACAGAGAUCAUUCCACACUAAAGAAUUCGAAGAUAAAUGUAUUAGACCACUAAUACUGGGAAAACAAUCACAUUGUACCUCAGUUCACAAAAAUGAAACUACCCAACAGCUAAUAAACGAAAACACCUUAUUAAUUUCAAACGCUAAAAAUCACACACUAGAAUCCAAUUGUGGACCCGAUAAUAGAACCAUCACUGGCAAUUUCAUCAUCAAGUUCGCGAACUGUACGAUUAAAUUCAAUAACCAUAAAUUUCAUAAUUCGGAAACCAUGGUGGAUACAGAAAUCCUGCAUGGAGCAUUCCACAAUAUUUUGAUCAAUUGGACCAUUCAAAACCAACCUAAUAUAAAGGAAAUCCACGACACAGCCAUCAACAAUAGAAGGAAGUUAGACCACGUUUAUUUGCAACAAAGUAGCCUUCGCUUCAAUCUAUGGAUAACGUUUGGAGGAAUAUCUCUUUCGACAGCGAUUUGCUUCAUUAUAAUAAUCCUUAUUCUGAGAAACAUCAAUCCUUGCCUAAUGUUCAAUUUUAGGAAAAAGCAGCAACCAAAUGUCGACCCGGGACGGCUCGAACUUGAGGAGGGGGUAGUUACGAACGCGAUUGAGAAGCUAAAAGCCCAACAACAACAAAUCGCAGCAACCCUGGCUGCGAUGGAAGUUUAACAACAACAAUAACAACAACAACAACGUGCUACGAUUAUUCGCACUCCGCGAGUUGUAUCGAGAGCAAGUACAGUUGAAGCCACCUGUAAUUCUUGCGUUAAAUGCUUUGCCACGCCAACCAACCCGGCGCGAUCAUCAAUAACAAAACCUUCCACUCUGCAGCAGAACUCAGCGUACUACCUAUCGAUGCGAUAGCACCGAGAGUGCCGAUUUAGCAGAAUG
Messenger RNA from Wyeomyia smithii (pitcher-plant mosquito), 3399 nucleotides. RefSeq lists its product as uncharacterized. The transcript has 2 exons. Bases 1597 to 3177 code for a protein of 526 amino acids. NCBI's taxonomy places the organism in Eukaryota, Metazoa, Arthropoda, Insecta, Diptera, Culicidae. The record is from RefSeq and is a predicted model, not a curated record.